GUUGCCUUACAAAUAGACAUCAUGAAUGAACUGAAGGAUCAUUAAUGUUUUUGUUUGUCUUGGUUGUAGAAUGACUUUUAAUACAACACUUCCCCAUUAUGCCCACUCUGAGGUCUCAAACCAGCAUGAGAACACUACAGUGGACCCUGAAGCCAUUACAAAAGCAGUCAGCAUUGUCUUCCUCUCCAUCAUCAUUCUCUUCGGCUCCACUGGGAACUCUGUGGUCAUCUGGGUUGCCAGCUUCCGCAUGAAGCCCAGUGUCACUAAUGUGUGGUUGGUCAACCUCGCUGUAGCUGACCUGAUCUUCUGCCUGACACGAGUCCUAUCAAUCUCAAGCCUUUUCUUUGACUACUGGCCUUUUGGAGUCUUUCUCUGCAAGUUCAAUGGUUUCUUCAAGUACGCCAACAUGUUCUGCAGUGUUUUCCUUCUGGCUGUCAUCAGUGUGGAUCGAGCGCUUUGCAUUUGCCGCCCAGUGUUCACCAGGAAACGACGGACGUUAUGUGCAGCUCGUGUGGUCAGUGUGGGAGUUUGGAUUGUGGCCGUGAUCUUUAGUUCACCGUUCUUUGUGUACCGGCAGGUCUACCCUGGUGACAACAACUUGACCAAGUGCUCACUGAAGGAGAAAGGAAGAGCAGAGAAUGCGUACUACUUUAUUCGUUUCAUCUGUGGAUUCCUGUUGCCCUUCAUGGUCAUCCUUAUCAGUUACAUACUAGCUGCGGUUGGGAUACGCAGGACGCGGCUCUCUGGCAAAUCGAGGCCUCUGCGGAUUCUUGCUGUAGUGGUCAGUGCUUUUUUCCUAUGUUGGGCCCCCUACCACUUUCUAGGACUGGUCAAAUUGGCGCAUACAGACAACACGUCAGUAAAAAUAGGAUGGAGUUUGGCUUCGAACUUAGCCUAUUUCAACAGCUGCGUUAACCCAGUGCUGUACUUCUGCAUGGGACUGGAUGUUAGACGGCAAUGUAACCAAAACCUGUCAGGGAUUUUUCAUAGAGCUCUUAUGGAGGAAAGUCACUUCAUGCAGUCUCAGGAACGCAUAAGGAACGGAAGCUGUAAUUCUUUUUCAAAGACUGCUGACACUGUGCAUAUGACUAAUGUUUAAGAGAAAUUUGUUCUUGAAACUUUUUCCCUAUAGCCUAUCCAGUUUGUCAUUGUAAAUAGAAACAAAAUGUAUAUCUUGCAAUGUAUAUCCUGCUUUUUAUGUUUUUUUAGUUUUUAGAUGAGAUUUAUAGCGUUAAAAUUAUCCUAUGCUGCCUGCUUUGCGUGCUCUGCAGGUUCAAUCUAAAGACAUAUAUUUAAAAAAUGAACCCAGAUCCAAAUAAGAAAAGUUAAUUCACCAUUAUAUUGUCCAAUUGGAACUAUCAGCCUUUCCCCAUAAUAAUGGGAGCUGUACUUUUCUACUGAAAUACAGCAACAUUUAACCUGUAAAAAUGAAUGCGCAAAUUGGGGCAACAGAU
Molecule: messenger RNA, 1454 nt
Organism: Pimephales promelas (fathead minnow)
Lineage: Eukaryota; Metazoa; Chordata; Actinopteri; Cypriniformes; Leuciscidae
Product: formyl peptide receptor 2-like
Biological process (GO): phospholipase C-activating G protein-coupled receptor signaling pathway; complement receptor mediated signaling pathway; positive regulation of cytosolic calcium ion concentration
Cellular component (GO): plasma membrane
Molecular function (GO): complement receptor activity; G protein-coupled receptor activity
Source: RefSeq, a predicted model, not a curated record